AUGUGCAAGGAGAAGCUGGCAUCAUGCAUGGUCCUGGAGUACGAGGUCAGCAAAGGGCGCAUUGCUGCUGAUGACAUCGUGAUUUUCGCAGACGGACACGAUGUCUUACUUCAGCAGCCUUUGGCAAGCAUCAUGGCGGCCUAUAGCCGAUGGCCUGACUCGCCGUACCUCAUCUCUGGAGAGAGGAACUGUUGGCCAUGGCCACACACAGAUCCCUCGCAUGGAGCCUGGGAUUUGGCAGACUGGACCAGCCACGGGAACGUUUCGUGGACCAUCAACCGGUGGAUGAAGCUCACACCAUACGAUUUCUGUCGCAUGAUCCGAGCUGAUGGCCCCUAUCCGUUUCCAAACAUCGGCCUGUCCAUGGGCCCGGCUUCGAAAGUGAUCGAAGUUCUGAGGAGGAACAACAAGAUUGUUCUGGAGGAGGAUGUGAACGAUCAAGGAGCCAUGUGGCUGGUCAUCCUGCGGCAUGCGCUGGAGCUGAACAUCCAGAUUGACCAGCAUGCCGAGGUUUUCAUGAACAUGCUGCAAUACGCGCCGGGCGAACUUGAGAGGGAGCCGUGUGGCCGUGACUGGUUUCAAGGUUCUGGAGCCAGGCCACCCAGAAACAUGGUCACGAAUACCACGCCUGGGCUGCUCCACUUCAACGGCCCCUCUCACGAGGACGGCGUGUGGCCGACGUGCUACCACACGAUCAAUGAGCAGUUCCGAAAGCUCGGAGUUGGCCACAGGUUCUUCGAUGUGGAUCACAACAUGAUGGUGGCCACAGACCACAUCUGCGAUUACAGCUACUACAACAUCCACAACUUUCACGCCCAUCCUUUGAGCAGCAAUGCUCUGCACUUCCUUGAGGAUUUCUACCGCCGGCCCGUGGAUCCAGGCUUGCUAGCAUGGCGUGGUGAAGACUCUGCAGUGGAUGCUGUGCGAUUUGGCCAGGAGGCUGAACUUCAUGCCAGCUCCCCUCUUCUUCACAAGGCGAUAAACAGCGCUCAAUAG
Molecule: messenger RNA, 996 nt
Organism: Symbiodinium pilosum
Lineage: Eukaryota; Dinophyceae; Suessiales; Symbiodiniaceae
Source: the annotation of a GenBank genome assembly